Molecule: messenger RNA, 2137 nt
Organism: Geodia barretti
Lineage: Eukaryota; Metazoa; Porifera; Demospongiae; Tetractinellida; Geodiidae
Source: the annotation of a GenBank genome assembly
CACUCACUGCUCGAGUUAUUUUGUGAUUCAACGUCAGUUAGAGAAUCGGUAGAGAAUUCCGCGGCGUCCAAGGGCGGGAUUGUCGCCAAGCAGCGCAUAAUAAUGUCCAGAAUGGACUCUGUGGAUGAUGAGCUGACCUCAUUUUUUGGUUCACUGGAAAUAUCACAGUCACCUGAUGACAUCAUCACCAACAUGAACAGAGAAAAUAUCACUGUGAGGGAUUUGGCCAGCAUGGACAGGAAUGACCUCUAUGGAUUUGGAGUGAAGACAUUCAAGGAUGCCAAUCGCAUCCUGGAGCGUGCUCGGAGUCACAAGAAGCUGGUCAAACAGGGGAGUUGGUCUCAAGAAGAGCGACGUCCUCAGCUGGUACGUCAGGAGAGCAGAGAUUAUGGGAGAGCAGGGAAUUUAAAGAUGCGGUUAAUGGACGUUCGCCCGGGUGUCAGAGAUGUGUUUGCAGCUCAACUGGACGGGAAUGUGGAAGGUGUGCCCAACUGGGAACAGUUUGGGGAGAAGUUACUCAACAUGGACACCGUGACCCUGAGGCAGUUUAAGUCUAGUGCUUCCCCAACCAAAGCAAUUCUUAACAAGGAGAUUGGGGACGAUCCUUCAGCAACACUUGAGGAUGCAUUUGAAGCCUUGAAGGCCAUAGGAAGGAAUGAUGUCGUUUCACUCGUGCUCGAAAAACUCGACUCGAGAAAUUCAUCAAUGUCGAGGGAAGGCUCAGAGGACAGAACUUCUCCCCCCAACCACCCAUCUACACUACUGGUAGACCAGAGGUUGCAUCGCACUGAACCCUGCACCGAUAGAGACACGGGAGUGACAGCACAACAGAAUGUGUGUUUUGACCCGGCACUUGAGCAAAGAAUGCAAACCAUCACGGCGCAAUCUACCCUCCCACCCAAACAGAGCUCACUUGAGAAGAAAGUACACCGUCAUGACAGCUUUGAUCAAACUACAGCAGUCUCUUCAGAAGUCCCCAAAUCUCCUAAAGAUCUCUAUAGCCUAUUAAAGGACAUGACCUCCGAUGAGAAUCGUCAAACCAUUAAAAUCACAUGCAAGGUUUUCAAUUCCACAACGAAUCAGUUAAUUAAGGGGGAAACCCCCUGGUCCUCUACUUAGAGACAUUGUCCGUAUUCAGAAGUUUUCUGCCUCAUCUGUACCCAGGGGUACUAGAGUACGGCUGGAAGUAACAACAGACUCUCCUUGCUAUCUCUACAUCCUUAAUCUCGGCACCUCAGGCAACACAACUAUGCUUUUCCCCAGUGAAUGCGAGGAAGACAACUUUUUUCAGCCGAACCAAGUCUAUCACUUUCCUGGACAGUACUUUGAUGAGUUUGAGAUUCAAGAACCUCCUGGCAAAGAAGUUGUUCAAGUAAUGGCAUUUGCUAAGAAGCCAGACAGCUUAACUCCCACUGAAACAACUGCAUCUCUGCUGCGAGAUAUUCGUGUUCUGAAUAAUGCAUCUCGGAGUGAAAGAUGUGGGUUUGCUCAAGUUGAGUUUACCGUUUCAUAAUUAUCGACAUUAUUACAUUAUUUUUAUACUGUUUUUAAUUCAUCAUUCAUUUUACUGCAACAACAUUUAUUUCGCUAUUUUCCCCACCGAGCAAUGCGUAAGGUGUUAAUGGGACACUGUUAAUAAUUAAACAUAGUGUGUUAAUCUCUUCAGAACUGCAGCGUGGGAGUGGGGUAGAUGUCGUUGAGCCAGAACUUGCAGAGCUCAUGAACGAGGUGGCGUCUCACAUCCCUACACGGUGGAGAGAUGUCGGGAUCCAACUGAACCUCAGCCUGUCUGAUCUGAACGCCAUAGGAAUCUCUACUCCGGCUGACAGUCUUCAGCGAUUCAGCUCUGUGUUUCACCUGUGGAGGAGUAAGCUAUCGGCUCCUUACAACUGGUCUACAGUCAUUCACGCUCUGGAGGCACCGGCCGUCAAUGAAACUAGACUGGCUAGGAGACUCAGAACUAGCAAGUUGCUGCAGAUUGCCGUCCACAAUUCUUAGUUAAUAUACUUUCCAACACACACAACAUACAACAAGUAGUACAUUGCUGUGCACAUACGUAGGGACUAGAAAACUUCCACUAUUAGCUUUGUUGAUCCAUUAAUCUGCCAUUAAAUUAUUAUUAUGCUACCCACACGCA